AUGGGACUCAGACUAGAGAUCAAGAAACAGGUUGGAAUGCAAGAGAUCCAUGACUUUCCUACCCUAGAGAAUAAGAGUAGGAUUUAUGAUGAGGAUAGUCGUGCUGAAAAGGCAUAUUAUCGAAACACUAGAACUAUAAAGGACAAGAGGCCUAUGCAUCAUAAUAGAGGAAACCCUUACUCUUUUCCUCCUAGUAAAUCUGGAAGUCGUCAGAAUUAUCAACAAUACAGUUUUUCAGGUGGAAAAGGAGCUAGUAGUGGUAACGGAAAAGGAAAAGGAAAGAAUUAUAGUUAUGGGAGUGGUAGAGGAAACCCUAAUGGACGAGGAGGUCACAUGGCAUAUGAAUGUAGAGAUGCUGAAAUUACUUGUUUUAAUUGUCAACAACAAGGCCACAUUAGCACCACAUGCUCAUACCCAAGGAAGACUCCACAACCUGGAAACCAGAGUUCCCAACCUAGCCAACCUAAAUCCAAUGGAAGAGUCUUUGCCGUCAGUGGUGCAGGAGCGUCUGAGAGAGACAACUUGAUCCAAGGUACAUGUCUCAUAAGUGAUACUGCUUUAUUUGUGCUAUUUGAUUGCGGUGCCACUCAUUCCUUUGUGUCUCUUGACUGUGUUAGACAUUUAGGACUACCUGUGUCUUCUUUGCAGUAUUGUUUGAUUGUGAAUACCCCAACUAGUGAUUCUGUUGAUACCUCUAGUGUUUGUCUUGAAAUUUCUAUCCAUGUGUGUGGAAGCGACUUCCGAGUUGACUUGGUGUGUUUACCUUUGCGUCUGGUCGAUGUGAUUCUUGGUAUGGAUUGGCUAUCUGCCAACCAUAUCCGCAUAGAUUUUUUUAGCAAAACCAUUGAAUUCAUGGAGUCAGAAGAGAGGGAUAAGUCUAGCAAUAUAUCCGCCAACCAAGUGAAGGCAAUCUUGAAAGAAGAUGCCCAGUUAUACAUGAUCCUAGCCUAA
Cicer arietinum (chickpea) is the source of this 951-nucleotide messenger RNA. RefSeq lists its product as uncharacterized. Lineage: Eukaryota; Viridiplantae; Streptophyta; Magnoliopsida; Fabales; Fabaceae. The record is from RefSeq and is a predicted model, not a curated record. Gene Ontology annotation, molecular function: zinc ion binding; nucleic acid binding.